This is a messenger RNA of Selaginella moellendorffii, 1380 nucleotides long. RefSeq lists its product as uncharacterized. NCBI's taxonomy places the organism in Eukaryota, Viridiplantae, Streptophyta, Lycopodiopsida, Selaginellales, Selaginellaceae. The record is from RefSeq and is a predicted model, not a curated record. The coding region runs from base 19 to 681 and encodes 220 amino acids. The transcript has 2 exons.
CGUCAUCGAGUCGAAGACAUGUUUCGCCUCGUCCGGGUGCUCGUUGUGAGCGUAGGCUGCCAGGAUCGCGUUCCACGCAAUGACGUUGUGCUGCGGCAUGAGUUCAAACAUAAACUUAGACUCCUCAAGAUGCCCGGCUUGGGCAUAUGCGGUAACCAUCGCAGUCCACGACACAAGGUCUUGCUCUGGCGCCCGAUCAAACAUCUCCUUGGCUUUGUCAAGGUGCCCGAGCUGGACGAACACGGCGACGAUGAGCGUCCACGAGAAGACAUUCCGGCGCUGGAUGGCAUCGAAGGCCGCCCGCGCGCCGUGGAAGCAGCCGCAGCGGCCAUACAUCUGGACGAGGAGAUUGCCCAGGAAUGUGUUGGAGGCGAUGCCGGCGUCCUGGAUCUGUGCAUGGAUCCUCCGCCCGCGCUCCAGAUCCCGCUCCUGCCCGCAUUCGCGCACCACCUUCGCGAACGCGUUCUCCUGCUCGCGGAGGUCGAGGCUGUGCGACUGGAGCACCGCGCGCGCGAGCCGCCCCCAUUUGGAGGUGCGAAGCAUGCAUUAGGGCUUCUUCUCUCGCGUUCAAACCAGAGCAUAUUCUUUUGGUCCUCCACUGAGUCACUUCAUCAAAUCUCUACCCCGGAUCUCGCUCUUAGAUUCGGGAGCUUCGUGCGGUUAGGAUCAAACACGAGGUGAGUGUAUCUUGGAUCGACAUGUCUCAUGCCUUCCUGGCGCUACGCGUCGGCGAGCUAUAGAAGGGGCGCAGCGUUAGAAAAUGUUAAAUGUUCUUUCCUGGUUUCUUGGCUUUCGAUCUUGGGCAGAAUGUACAUGAUUUUUCUCCUCUCUGCUGACGUGAUCUCGGAAUUGGCAUCACGAUGCUAGCUGGUGACACAAUGCAAUAAUGGCCGUCCAAAGCUCCUGGGGAAAGCAAUGACCGUCCAAGCUUGCAGUAUGCCUCCGUCCCGAGGUCUCAAUCCGAGUUUUGGCCAAAGUGACAUGAGCUGCGGACUUGGAGAUACGGGAGAGUGGCACAGGCCCGCAAGAAAGCACGGGAACUUCGCAAACAACGCCAGCUUGUUACAUUUAAAAUACACCGUGAAGCUCCACAAACAAACAGUGUCGGAGAGGCUAAGGUUAAAAAACAGAGCAACCUAGAACGACACAAUUGAUCGCAGCGAUGAGAGAACUCACGAAAGAGAGAGCUUGAGCAACACUACACUCAAAGCUUGAGUAAGUUCCCACAAAACAUUUUGUUUCCUCCAACUGGGAGAUGAGUGAGAUUAAACCAUUUACUGUAGCUUAUCCUCUCGCAGAAACGUCUAGAGAACAAGCGUCGCUAAAACUUUGAGAUUGAAGUUUCUGUAUGCAGGCAUACACAAUGCAAAGCUUGCUGCU